CUAUUCACUACGUCGUCGUCGUCGUCGCAGAGCCUACUAACAACAAAUCAUAGAGAUCGAGACGGACAUAGUCACUGUCUUGGUCUUCGUGGCUGCUUGCCAGUCUUACUCAGUAAGUAUAUCGAAGGACUUUCCCACUUCCUUGACCAAAUAUUUCAGUCUGGCUGAGAUUUCGAGUGGGUCUCAGACUUUGUCACAAAAUGGGUUCAGACUUUGCAACAUGUACUCACGGGCUACCACUCUUCCACCAUGACUGCGUUUCCUCCAGAGCUCGUAGAGAUAAUCGUACAUGAAAUAUGGUACUCCGAUAUGCCGUCUUACAUCCGGAAAUCGUUCAUGACUACUUGCCCCCGGAUUAACCGGAUGUGGAAAGCUGUCUAUGCCCCUAUCGCUUCUCGGGACAUGUAUAUCACCAACCUCGCUUUUCUGGACUAUUUAUGUGACAUAGCACAUCGCCGAAAAUCUAUCAUCUAUCGCAACCUCAUCCCCCGGCUUACCCAUACUAUUACCUGCUUCGUCGACCUCCAAGAAGACGAAAGGAAGCUUGAAGGAGCAGUGAAAGAGGUAUAUCGUUAUCUCAUGGGGCUACCCAAUAUCCGUGGUUUCGAUGCUCUGUUUCCUCUCGUUCCAUACAUAUCCUUCGAGCUCAUUUGGAUCGGCAUUGGGCGGUCUUCACGUUUACGGUUUCUCCGUGGCAUUCCCAUUCGCGCCCGUUACGACCGAUACCUGUCUAAUGCCUUCUCUCCUGACUGCCCACGCUGGAGGACACUAAUGGACGUAUACAUUGCCAUGAACGACCCAGAUCCUUCAGCGGUCAUACGCGACUCGAUCUGGUCUGACGCGUUGUGCGAAUUGCGCAAUGUCGGUGUCCCUGAAUUCCUCUUUGGGAUUGUUGUAGCAUCCCCGGGACCGUAUGAUAUGUUCGUAACCGAUGGUGUCCGACACUUCGGUCAAACCGCGUAUAUAGCUGAGAAAAAUCUUCAAGACUACGAUCCGAGGAAUAUCAAUAAGCGCUUGUGGAUGGCUUCCAACAAACGUCACAUUCUAGCGUUGAGGUGCUUCACUAGCAUCUCCCAUCGUUGGGAAUAUAGACGCGUGCAGUUUCCUAUGCCUUAUAUCAGGAGGCCUAGUCUAAUGUUCCUCCUCGAACAACUGGUCUGAAGAAAUACUCCACUAAUUUCAGUAUGGGAACUGCUUGUACAUAUAUGCCAUUUGGACGUUUGCCAUUGCUAGAUCCACAUCGAUUCUCGACUACCUGAUAUCUAUUACUUAUCGGUCGGUGAGCAGAUCUUUGUUUUCAGUCCGUUUUGCAUAAAAGCUGCGUGGAUGUUUGCUCCAAGUAGGUUAUCUGGCCCAGUUACAUAGACGCGAAUGCAAUUGAUGGAAUACAAAUGAAAUAUGUCCGUAUACUAAUGACUACAAGUGAUGAAAGCAGCAAGAUAAAGACAGAUAAGAAAAGGAUAGCUGGAAGCAGCCUCUACCGAUCAAGGCAUCUUGAGAAGGAAUUUUGUAUAGCAACUCUCUUCAUGAUAGUAGGUUC
Desarmillaria tabescens is the source of this 1540-nucleotide messenger RNA. RefSeq lists its product as uncharacterized. The record is from RefSeq and is a predicted model, not a curated record. The transcript has 2 exons. NCBI's taxonomy places the organism in Eukaryota, Fungi, Basidiomycota, Agaricomycetes, Agaricales, Physalacriaceae. Bases 250 to 1161 code for a protein of 303 amino acids.